UAUAUAUAUAGUCCCACUUAUACUUUGACUAAUAGAAGAACGAAUAUUUAAAAAAACUUAUUUAACAAUCUGAUUUGAAAUAGUAUCAAGUUUCAUGAAAAUGUUACGAGUCAUAAGUUAACGUGAUUUAUUUUAUUAUCCCGCAUAAAAAAAUAUAUACUACAGCAAAAUUCUAUAUAUGUGGCUUACAUCUUAAGUAUUAUCUCAUGUAUGCUAUUUUGCCGGCGUAUAUUUCCGGAUAUCUAUUUUUCGUAUGCAAUAUUGCUUAGGGACUCCAAUAGAAAUACAAAUACUCUAAACGGAUCAAGCUACGUAAUAAACGGAGGUAAUAAUAGUAAAAUCACACUAUAUUGAUUGAAUAAUCUUAUAGCUUUUUGAAUGGUGAAUAAAAAUACUGAACUAAGUUUCCAGAUGCAGUAUUAAUAUUAUGGCGUCAUCCACUAAAAAAAAUUGUUAAAAUGACAUCAGAAAUGCAAAGUCUUUUUGUGGACUUUAUUAUGCUGUGUUAGAAAUUUUCCGGUUGGCAAACACUACUAGUAGGAGUUUGCCGAAGUUCUAUGUAUUUUGUAUCGGAUUUUGAAUGAUGCCUACUUGGAACGUUUGUUAUCAGGAAAUUUUCCAUUCGCAUUGCAUAUGGCAAAAAUAUUAAGCAAGGCACUCUUAAGGGACAUAUGUAUUCAGUUUUGGCGGAACGACUUUUUUAAAAGAAUAAAAUUGAACUUUUUUCUAUCAUUAAUUUCGUUGCUAACUUCAGAGAAUUUUACGAAAAUUGAAUAACUGAUAAGGAUUCAAAACAAGUGUCUUCAGUGUACACUCGUAAAUCUUAUCGAUCAUAAAAACCAUUGUCACGAAUGUUUUUAAUGUGCAUGUACUACUAAUUCUUUUGUUAAGCUUCUGCCGUUUUUAACAUGAAUACAAAUCAGUUAGUAUUACAUGCUAAUAGUGACAAAACUAUAUAUGUGUUAUUUGAUUUCCAGGUUCAACUAUUUUGGAUUGACCUCGAUAGCUUCAUCCAACGAAUUGUGAUUUUAUUCCUGUUUUAGAAAAAAAAGAUUAUGUCAUCGAUCCGGCUGAAUGCCGCUGUAUUAGCUCAGUUGGGCUCAGAUAGGCUCGCCCGAUUCAAGCCACAGGCCGAUUCGGUAGUCUGGAUUACUAGAUUCCUUCAUUCUAUACCAGCAGUCAUUGAAAAGUGAUAGUAAAUUUUAAAAGUACACGUAAGUAGUAACGUCUUUAUUGUUUAAUAACUACAAUGAUUCUUAAGUUUUGGCAAUAUGUUUUAUAAGAUUAUUAAGUGUUCAAAAAUCAUAAUUAGGAUUUUUCUUUUAUUCAGAAUGAGUGGUAUGAGAGAACGCACCCACGCUAUACGGACCAAAGAAGAUAGGGAUAAAUUCGCGGACAUUGCCCGUCAAUGUAGAGAAAAAAGAGAUAUCAAUGCAGUCACAGACCAGCUGGUGAAGCUGAGUCUGGACUCAUCGAAAAAUCGUUACGACCCGUCCCAAAAGGCGUCAUGCUCUUACAAAUCUUCUAAAUAGAAUAAGUUUCUUUUUCUUUUUAUAUCAUGAUUAAUGCUAAUAGAUGAUGUAGAAAUAAUGAUGCUGUGCAUAUUAUUUUAA
Molecule: messenger RNA, 1613 nt
Organism: Microplitis demolitor
Lineage: Eukaryota; Metazoa; Arthropoda; Insecta; Hymenoptera; Braconidae
Gene: orph-L4
Exons: 3
Coding region: 1272-1532 (86 amino acids)
Source: RefSeq, a predicted model, not a curated record